This is a messenger RNA of Penicillium salamii, 1386 nucleotides long. The record is from the annotation of a GenBank genome assembly. NCBI's taxonomy places the organism in Eukaryota, Fungi, Ascomycota, Eurotiomycetes, Eurotiales, Aspergillaceae.
AUGUUGGACCUAUUCGAUUUUGUCACCGAGCGCGGUGGUGAUAUUAAGAAGAUCAAGGAGAGCCAGCAGAAGCGUUUUGCUCCCGAAGAAACUGUUGAUGAAGUGAUUGCGCUCUACGAAGAAGCCCGCCGUGCCCGCUAUGAGGUUACCCAGCUCAGAUCCGUGAUGAACGGAGUCCAAAAAGAGAUCGGAAUGAAGAAGAAGGUGGGUUUGACUGCAGCCGUCAGAUGUGGAGGGGUACUUAUCCGACGAUCAACAGAACAAGGAAGAUGCCACCGAACUUCUCCAAAAAAAAGCAGACCUAGAGAAGCAGAAGAAGGAACUCGAGGAUGCCGCCGUCGAAAAGGAAACAACCAGCUGGUUAAGACAUGGGCCCCUGAGAACGUCCAGAUGGAUCGCCCCAGCUGCCUCUCCCACCACGAGGUGUUGACUCGUCUCGAUGGAUACGACCCCGAGCGUGGUGUCAAGAUUGUCGGCCACCGUGGUUACUGCCUGACUGGCUACGGACUUUUCUUGAACCUCGCCCUGGUCAACUACGGUCUGGAGUUCCUGUUCAACAAGGGCUACACCCCCAACCAGCCCCCUCAGUUCAUGCUCCGGGAUCUCAUGGCCAAGACUGCUCAGCUGGAGCAAUUCGACGAGGAGCUCUACAAGGUUACCGAGAGCGAAGACAAGGCUACCGACAAGUACCUCAUUGCUACCUCCGAACAGCCCUUGUCUGCCCUGCACGACAGCGAGUGGCUCCAGGAUAAGGAGCUUCCCAUCAAGUAUGCCGGAUACAGCACAUGCUACCGCAAGGAAGCCGGUUCCCACGGCAAGGAUGCUUGGGGUAUCUUCCGUGUCCACCAAUUCGAAAAGAUCGAACAAUUUGUUCUUACCAAGCCCGAGGAUUCGUGGCAAGCGUUUGAGGAUAUGAUGAGCAACUCCGAGGAAUUCUACAAGUCCCUGGGCCUUCCCUACCAGAUUGUCGCCAUUGUUUCCGGUGCCUUGAACAACGCGGCUGCCAAGAAGUACGAUCUGGAGGCCUGGUUCCCCUUCCAGAAGGAGUACAAGGAGCUUGUCUCUUGCUCCAACUGUACCGACUACCAGUCCCGCGCUCUGGAGAUUCGGUACGGUAUCAAGAAGGCCACCGACCUGAAGAAGACCUACGUUCACGCUCUGAACGCCACUCUGUGUGCCACCGAGCGUACCCUCUGCUGUGUGCUUGAGAACUACCAGAGAGAAGAUGGUAUCGAAGUCCCCGAGGUUCUGCGCAAGUACAUUCCCGGACAACCUGAAUUCCUCCCUUACACCAAGGAGCUUCCCAAGGAUACCACUUCCAGCAAGACCAAGAAGGCCAAGGGUACCGAGGCCCCUACCCAGAAGAUGGAGAACCUCAAGGUUUAG